Messenger RNA from Mucor velutinosus, 1041 nucleotides. RefSeq lists its product as uncharacterized. Lineage: Eukaryota; Fungi; Mucoromycota; Mucoromycetes; Mucorales; Mucoraceae. Bases 1 to 1041 code for a protein of 346 amino acids. The transcript is spliced from 4 exons. The record is from RefSeq and is a predicted model, not a curated record.
AUGGACUCACCACAGACUUUUCGAAAGCAACUGCCAUUCUACGGGCGACACAAUUCCGAAUUUCUGGCCAAUUCAUCCACGACAAGCUUGCACAGUAGUAGCAAUAAUAGCAGUAAUUUACUGCUGUCAAACAGAUCAUCAGCGUAUACGCCCAAUAUCGAGAGACAAUUGAAUUCACUUGUGGUUGAGGAUGAUGACACUCAGAAAGAUACGGCAGAACUAUUACAACAGACAUUCGAUCAAUUGGAUACGCACCAUUUCACUCAAGCUCCAUCACAGACCAAGAUCAUAGAUCCAUAUCACACAAGAGUAAUCAUACUAGCCUGGUUCACAAAGACGAUGACAGUAUGCAAAUGUCAAGACUUUUCAGCAUUCACCUAUCCAUUUUCGGAGCAGCCUGUGAUCACAGGAAAAACUAUAACAGGUUUCUACAUCCCAACACCCACAAGUAUCCGCAACUACUUGGAUUAUCCCGAUGCAAGCGUUUUGAAAGACAUGAUCUUGCCUUAUCCGUUUCGAGUAAAAGAACCAGUAUCUCAGCGAUUGGAGCGACUCGAUAGCAGCAGCCCUUUUAUGGCGAUGAAUUCACAGCAGCCACCACAGCGACAAUGGCGAAAAAAGAGCAACGAAAGCUCUACUGCAUUGCAGCAGCAUCCCAUCAAGCCUUCCAAGAGACAUAGCUUGGCUCUAGGACAAGUGGAUCGGAUUGUAAGAAAGAACAGCAUGAGAAAGACAGACACCCUUCUCAAGCCGCAAGAACCAGCACCUAAAAGCAAGCAACGCGGGCAUACGAGAACUGCAUCCGUCAAUUCGGAUCUUACGCAAGACAUUAUAACGUGGAUGCCUGAUCAGAAUACCGAUUGGGCGCAGGAGACUGAUGCACAUGCCCCUCUCAACAGCAUACCUAGCGACGCCAACAUGCCACUCCGCCUGCAUAUACCGUGGCAUAAUGAGCUUAGCCGUGGUGUUGGGCAUACUGGAGCCUACACUGACAAUCCACUGCACCCUUUGGACCAUACAGAGAAUAGACAAAUGGACUAA